AUGGCGUCCACCUGGGAGAAACCACGUCGUUUUGUGUCAGCCCAAAACAACGGUAUAAGCGCGGUGUUUGAGCAGCAGAUGCCAGCGACAGAGCCGGCGCAGCCGCGGUCGCGUUCGGAAUCAGAGGAUUGCUGCGAUUCGCAGACACGGGCUCGGCCCGAUGACGAGGGAGCAGGUUUUAGCCGCCGAGCCCCGGGCGCUAAAUCGAGCGCGUCCGGCUCGUGCCCCAGUGGGUGGAUGCUCAAGUCGUCGCUUCGGUCGUUCUUCGAUGUCAGAGUGGUCGACGCGCGCAAGGAGGCGCGCUGCAUCUACUGCGGCAAGCGGUAUCCGGAGCGCGAAUCCACAGGGAACAUGGCCAAACAUGUGAGGGCGCUGCAUCCGGCGGCGUGGAGUGCGAAAAAUGCCGGGGUAUCAAAACGACAGGAAGCGGGCGCCCCUAGAACAGCACCACCCAAACACCCCGCGCAGUCACUGCAGGUGUCCGGCUGGAUCCGGGGUCAGCGCGAGCACAACGCCGGGGUUUUCCACACCGCAACGCUGGCGGCAGAGCAGUUUUUGCCGCUGAGCUUUGUGCAGUCCGUCUCAUGGACCAGAUUGAGCGACAGCAGCGCCCUGCGUCCGAGCGUCAAGUCGACGGCCACGCUGGUGCAGAAAUUGGGCCUUUUCUCCCAGCACAUGAACGAAACUCUCGCGUCAAACCUGGAGAACUCCCAGUUUGCCAAUAUUCUCGUGAAAACCUGGACCGCCCCCCAUGGAGAGGCACUUUUCGCGGUCAUGGUGUCCUUCGCGCCGAAUAUCUGGAGCGACCCGGCCCUGGAAGCGGCAAACGAUCCCCGCAUCCUUUUCAACAACUCCGGCGCCGCUCAAAAUACGCACCUUCUUGAUUUUUCGAGUUUCGGCGCCAAAAUGCCCAAUGGGGAAUAUCUAUGCGAGGUGCUGAUCUCGCUUUUGCAUCGCUACAACCUGGCAGGCAAAGUUUCGACGAUAACCAUGGAUAGCGCCGUCAGAAACGGCUCACUGUUCACCUCUCUGGUUUUUGAUCAUUUCGGCGCUUCGAAUCCGUUCGCGCACCGAUUGUUCGGCAGAGUACGAUACAUCAGGUGCGCGGCUCAUGUUCUCGAUCUGCAAUUCGAAAGAAUCGCCGCGGUUCUGCUCAAGUACGCCGUCUUUUCCAAACCAUACCGAAAAAUCCAGCGGUUUGCAGAAUCCACGAGAUCAUCUCCACGCCUCAGCGCGUGCUUGAGGGAACAAAAUAUACCCCCGAUGCCGGCAGAAUCCUUGUGCCAGUGGACCUCCGCUUGGUCUCAACUAAGCGCUUUCCUUGCCAAUUUUAGGGCCUAUCGCACGCUGUGCGAACAAUUGCUGGAGAACGGCCACCAAGAUCUUGCUCGCGAAAUCCAAGAAAACAUCGAGGUUGAUAAAAGGGCCCUAGAGCUCUUCAAGUAUUUCGUGGGGGUCUUUGAACUGUUCAACGACAUGAGCAUGAAGCUGCGACAGGACGAUUUUAAUCACCUAGCCAACGGUGUUCCGAUAUUCUAUUUGCUGGACCAUUUCUACAAAAUAUGCGCAAAGGCCUCCAAUGGUUCCCGGAUUUCGAAAAGUCGAGCAGGCUUUGAUUUUUCGUGUAUAAAUGGAUCUUCAGAUCUGCAGGCAGAGGAUAGGGAAGUCGUUUUUGAUGCUAUCAAGCUCGCAGAUGCGACCCACCAGGAGUACAUGUGCUACUUUCGAGCUAACUCUUUGUACUAUGUGGCGUUCCUGCUUGACCCCGCAGCGAAAGAGGAUGCCAUGUACAAGAUGAUGAGCGCAGAAGAAGCUGCUGGAAAAAUGCUUGACGCUCGUCUUUUCAUUGAAGCGUUCCUGAAAGAGAGCGGAGAAGCAGACAAGCACCAUGGCCCGACAGCGAUAGAAAAGCCUUUCAGCCUACGAUUGGCGCCCAGUUUGCAUUUUGAUCUCAACGAUUUAUCCACGGACGAAAACCCACACGGAGAUACCAAUCAUUCCGGAAAUGUAGAGGCAGGCGAAAACAGCCAUGUCCGAGAGUGGAUCACUUAUCUAAGAGCAUCAAAACCACCUUUAAGAACCAAGGACGAAGCUAUCAAGUGGUGGUACGCCCAUCGUCAAAAUUAUCCACAGCUUUUUAAGCUUGCUAUAUCACUGUUCUACACAAAAUUGAGCACACACGACUUAGAAAUGUGCUUCUCCUUACCCGGGAGAGUAAUGCGAAGGAAUGGUACCGGGCACAAGACUUUCAAAACUCUGGUGUUGCUAAGAGACAGGUUUUCUAAGUUUGGGUUCUUUGACCAGGCCCCCGAAAGCCCAGACGGAGUUACUGACCAUUUCGACGAUUUGAUGGAGUCAGAGGCACUCGUCUCUGACGGGACCGAUCAUCUGGAACUCGAUUAUGAUGAAGAAAUUUAUCACGACAACAUAACGGACGAGGAUGCCAUUGAAGAUGAGGAAAACAGUGCAAGAAUUGACUAG
Molecule: messenger RNA, 2481 nt
Organism: Lachancea fermentati
Lineage: Eukaryota; Fungi; Ascomycota; Saccharomycetes; Saccharomycetales; Saccharomycetaceae
Source: the annotation of a GenBank genome assembly